This is a messenger RNA of Radiomyces spectabilis, 933 nucleotides long. RefSeq lists its product as uncharacterized. The coding region runs from base 397 to 825 and encodes 142 amino acids. The transcript has 3 exons. The record is from RefSeq and is a predicted model, not a curated record. Lineage: Eukaryota; Fungi; Mucoromycota; Mucoromycetes; Mucorales; Radiomycetaceae.
GUACCUUUUCAUGCAUUGAUGGUGUGACUCUUUUUUUUUUAUGCUUCUUUUGCCAGAGAAAACCCUCACAUGCAUCCAUCCGAUGUAUGCUUAUCCUGCGUCCAAUAAAUUCGCAUGUUAUCAUAUCAAAUCAACCGCUUAUUCAAGAAGCGUCUCCCAUCAUUGAGCGUCCAUCCAACUGUUCUCUUUUCUAAAUCAUCCAAUGACAUUCAAGUGUCGUAGCUGAAAUCCAAAGACAGAGUGCUUUGGGAUUUCAAGCCACAAAUUUUUUUUUGGUUCAGGCUGCUCCAAUGGGAAACGGUGACCCAAAUUUUAGAUUUGUGCUCACCCUUCGCCUUUCCCUGUUCAUUACCUUUUUUUUUUCUUGUCACUUCACAUAACCUUGCACAACGAUCCAUGUCGUCCCGGUUAGCUAAGCAAUCACUCAAUUUGCUGUUAAAAUCACCUUCGAAUACACCCCGUGAUCAGCACGAUAGCUCCGUGACGAAGCGGAGACACGGCAUUAAUAAACUUCCCGAUACCAACAAAGGAUUGAAGAAGAUCAAAUAUGAGAUUCGAUAUGGACGAUUAAAGAAAGAAAAGUUGCAACGUGCCGAACAACAGAAAAAGGAAAAUCCAUUAGAUGCACUGGCAAGGAAAGAAGCAGCUAUGGAUGAGAAUUUGGCACGGAAUAUUCGACUUUUGACCACAAAAAUGAAAGCAACUGAAGUUGAAAAGGCGAUUCGUAAAGAGAUGAUGCGAUAUACCAAGUCGACCAAUUUAACCAAAAAGUCACAGACUAUGGAAGAGGACGACGACGACGACGAUGACGACGACGACGUAUAAAUCAAAAAAUUUUGGGAAAUAAAUAAGUAAAAAAAAAAAGGGGGGGCCGGAGACGGAUCAAACAUUCUUUGGCGGUUUGCAUGUCAAGCAUUUGGAAAGAGUUUUCAC